Ostrinia nubilalis (European corn borer) is the source of this 5341-nucleotide messenger RNA. It is a transcript of the gene ABCD, whose product is annotated as ATP-binding cassette sub-family D member 1. Bases 301 to 2634 code for a protein of 777 amino acids. Gene Ontology annotation, cellular component: peroxisomal membrane. The record is from RefSeq and is a predicted model, not a curated record. The transcript has 16 exons. NCBI's taxonomy places the organism in Eukaryota, Metazoa, Arthropoda, Insecta, Lepidoptera, Crambidae. Gene Ontology annotation, biological process: very long-chain fatty acid catabolic process; fatty acid beta-oxidation; long-chain fatty acid import into peroxisome. Gene Ontology annotation, molecular function: ATP hydrolysis activity; ABC-type transporter activity; ATP binding.
UCAGUGUGACGUGUUUUUCUGUAGGUAGUCGGUGCAAAAAUUGUUAUUGUUUUUAAGUUUAAACCGUGAAAAGUGAUAGAGAACUAAAUUACUCUCUUAAUCCUUUGAGAAGGAUUUUGCUGGAGUGUUAUUUUCAUAGUUUUAAGAGGUUUUCCUUUCCAUUUGGUCAGACAAGACAGACGUUUUGCAUAAAAAUGGACGAUCAUCUCCGAGACGCCACCACAUAAUAUUAUUCCUCUGACCGAUCGACGUCAAUGAGACAGCUGGACCGGUAGCCGCCGCUGUCAACCGCCAGCUACGAUGCCGGCCAUUCUGACGAAGAUCCGGGAGCAGGCGUCGAGGGUCCAGCCUUCGCUGGCCGUGGGCGUGGGUGUGGGAGUGGCCUUAGCUGCUUGCGCGUUAUACGGCACGAGGGAGAAGAAGCAGCCGCCGCCGUGUCACAAUAAUAAUAAUUAUAAGGUCGCAAAAAAUGGCAAGCUCCAAACAGUUACAAAUGGCGAUGCGCCGGCGCAAGCGUGCGGCGGCCGUUGCGGCGCCGAGCAGUGCGCAUUGUGUCGCGGCGACGCCGACACCGACAACAAGCAGAAUAUUGAAGAUGCAGACGAUCCCGCGCCGACUCCAGAAGAACACGUUCCCGGCUUGAACCUGGAGUUCCUCCGGCAGCUGGUGACCCUCGCCAAGAUCAUGGUUCCAGGAGUCCGCAGCCACGAGGUGGCGCUGCUGACGGCACAUACCUUGUGUCUCUUCUCCAGAACCUUCCUGUCGAUAUACGUGGCGUCCUUGGAAGGGUCCAUUGUAAGGCACAUAGUCCAGAAGGACCUGCGUCGCUUCGCGGCACUCCUACUCCAGUGGUUCGGCAUCGCAGUACCAGCUACCUUCAUCAACUCCAUGAUCCGGUACCUCGAAGGCAGGCUAGCGCUGGCCUUCCGCACCAGGAUAGUCAACCACGCCUACGAGCUCUACUUCAAGAACCAGACUUACUACAGAGUGGCUAAUUUGGAUGCCAGGAUCGAGAAUGCGGAUCAUAGGCUGACCGAAGACGUAUCAGUGUUCACACAAUCAGUGGCGCACCUGUACAGCUCGCUGACCAAGCCGUGCUUCGACCUGCUGCUCAUCGUGCUGACCCUGGCCAGCUAUUCCAGCAAGAUGAAGGGCAACAUCUUCCUCGGGCCAGGCCUAGCGACGGUGGUGAUCUGCCUAACGGGACAGGUGCUGCGCCUGCUGUCGCCGCGCUUCGGCGCGCUGGCCAGCGAGGAAGCACGCAUGCGGGCGCAGCUGAGGCAUGCGCAUGCGAGACUGAUUGCACACUCGGAGGAGGUCGCCUUCUAUGGAGGACACAAGGUGGAGCACGGCCAGCUCCAAGCCGCUUACAAGUCGCUGGUGGCGCAGAUGACGCACGUGUUCAAGCAGAAGCUGUGGUACGUCAUGCUGGAGCAGUUCUGCAUGAAGUACGUGUGGUCCGGCGCCGGCAUGGUCAUGCUCGCGCUGCCCAUCCUCACCGGCGGCAAGGACGGCCAGAACGGAACAGAGAGCAUCAGCGCGCGCACGGAGUACAUGACGACGUCUCGCAACCUGCUCAACUCAGCUGCCGACGCCAUUGAGCGCCUCAUGUCCAGCUACAAGGAAGUGGUGACGCUAGCGGGCUACGCGACGCGCGUGUCGGACAUGUUGAAAGUGUUCGGGGAAGUAGCGCGCGGCCGCUGCGUGCGCGCCGUGCACGUGGCGCCCGCGCCGCACGCCGCCUUCCAGGUCACCUUCCGCGACCGCCAGCCCGUGCCAGAAGGAAAGAUAAUGUACACCAACGACCUAUCAAUACGUCUCCGCAACGUGCCCAUCGUGACGCCGGCCUGCGACGUCGUGGCGUCGGGCGUGUCGCUGCACAUCGCGCCCGGCACGCAUCUGCUCAUCGUCGGCCCGAAUGGCUGUGGGAAGUCCAGCUUAUUCCGCAUAAUCUCCGGCCUCUGGCCAGUGUUCGGCGGCGAGCUGUCCGUGCCCAAGCCUUGCGAGUGCGCGCACUGCGCAGACGAGACUAGUCUGGACACGCACGACCAGUGCACCAGCAGGCCCAUCAUGUUCUACAUACCGCAGAGACCAUACAUGUCAGUGGGCACGCUCCUCGACCAAGUGACGUACCCGUCGCGCGGGCACGGGCCGGAGGCGGAACAGCGCGCGUUGCACGUGCUGAAACUCGUGCGACUGGACGCGUGCGCCGCGCGACACGGCGGACUGCGGGCCGAGCGCGACUGGCGCGCCACGCUGUCUGGCGGCGAGAAGCAGAGGAUGGCUAUGGCUAGGAUGUUCUAUCACAGGCCCGUAUACGCGCUAUUGGACGAAUGUACCAGCGCCGUUUCCAUGGAGACAGAGGUGGUGAUGUAUGAAGCAGCCGUGCGCGAGGGCAUCACGCUACUGUCCAUCACGCACCGGCCCAGCGUCUGGAAAUACCACACGCACGUGCUAGAGUUCGACGGCGCCGGCGGCUGGUCGUUCCGGCCGCUCGACCGCCUGGCCGCCGCCGCGCCCGCCGUCGCCAUCGCCGACUACACGCACGCCGCCGCUACCGCCACCGCCACCGCCACCGCUACCGUCACCGCCGCGCCGCAGGAGGCCGACAGAGCGAUCGCUGUGCAGAACUAGCAAAACAUACUUUACUAGCUGUGCCCGCGACUUCGUACGCGUGAAAACCCGUUUUCCGCAACAUUUUUCAUUAUUGCUCUGCUCCUAUUGAUCGUAGCGUGAUGUUGUAUAGCCUAUUAUAGCCUUCCUCGAUAAAUGGGCUAUCUAACACUCAAAUCGGACCAGUAGUUCCGGAGAUUAGCGCGUUCAAGUAAAUAAACAAACAAACUCUUCAGCUUUAUAAUAUUAGUAUAGAUUUGCAGAGUGGCGUACAUGGGCAGCAUUGCUGUAGUAAAAACAUUUUAUUUGCUGUGACACGAUGUACAUUCACUUUUUAAAGGCUGAUUUACACGUAUUAAGUAGAUAAGUAGAUAACUAUGGUACUUCCUGUCAAGUUGGUGGGCGGGGCUUGUCCUUUGACACGUUUUGACAAACACUUUCAUAGUAAACAAGAGCUUGACGUUUGGAAUUAAGUUAAAAUUUAGUUACGCUGCAAAUUGAUCACAUAAAAUUAAGUUAAAGCACAGAAUAAGUAAUAGUACAGGUACAGAAGGAUUACUCCGCAAGACGAUUUAAAUAAAUGCGAGUCUUGCUACGACGCGAUACAGUGGAAUUCAGCUCGCACAGCACUACGUACCUACAAUUUUAUUCACCUACAAGUUUUGUCUCUUUCUAUCGCGUGCCUCUGAACUCUUCUUACGUUGUUAGGGUUGCUGUCUAGUGAAAAAUUAAUUAAUCUACUUAUAUGUAAUGAGGUACGUAUGUAGGUAAGUACGCAUUCAUUAUGGAAAACCUUGGUAGGUUAGGUUCCUAUACUAUCCUAAGAAUUAUUGAUUACCUACAUGACCAACAUACCUUUCAGCAUCUUUGGGAAGCGAAAAAAAAAGAUAAAUCCGGUGUAGAUUUCUUUUCGAAUUUAAACACCCGAACCCCGCACAAUAGGUAUUUCUCUUUAUGCCCAUUUUUAAAUAAUACUUCGAUCAUAGAAUUAGGUACAUACUACAACGCACGCCAGCGUCCUGACGGGCGCGCGCGUGACACUCGACUGAUAUAAUACCCGCCGGCGGGGCGCUUCGCUGUAGGUAAUUAUCGGAUGUACCGCGCGGAGUGAGCCAGGCCUGGUUAAAGUUAAAUACUUAACUACUUAAUACGUGUAAAUCAGCCUUUAGAGGCAAUACCAACUUUUUCGUCAAAAAGUCGUUUAGUCACUUUUGCUUUUAAUCCGGCGCAUUAGACUACAUUUUUGUAGCUUAAUCUACAACUAAAUAUUACGGCCAUUUUUAUAGCAAAACUCACAUUUCUUACAACCACAUGCGACACAGUGUUUUUCUUAACAUGCAGUCGUUUAUACCACUCGAUUUCCACCAAGCAAGUCACAUCACUGGAGUCAGACUUAGAGCUGCUAUUGACGUAUGUGACAUGACUGCACCGACUGAACUAAACGAAAACAAUAUGAAAAAUUUUCCAUAAAAUUUCUUCAGUACAAUGUACAGAUUUUUUCGACCGGUAACUUUUAUCGGACGAAUAAAAAUGUGUACUAAUUAAACACAAACGAGUUAUUUCGUUAUCUAGUAACAAACUUAAAAACCAACGUUUCAUAGUUUGAAGUAGAGUCACAAUCAGCAAGAAAACUAAUACGUCAUAAUUAUCAUCAUUUUAUAAUAAAGAGUGAUUACCUCUUUCAUCUAUCAUGAGAUGACGCAGGCCGUCAAAUUUUAUAUUUAUAUUAUAAUAUUAUCGGUGAGAAUUACAAAAUUACACGUUUACUAUACUUAGCAUCACAAAGUAGGCGACACACCAUCCAAAAAAGGAGAUUUUCAAUAAACUUUGCAUGUGAUAUAAUGAAACAAAAAAUCGUAGCAAUAUAGUAAGUUACCAUUAUUAGAAUCGGUGAGGAACGCGUGUUAAAGUUAGGCCUUAUGGUGAGUCCAGGAUAUGUUAACACGUUAUAAAAUACAGUUAUGUUAUAUAACAAAAGCUAAAUAACAUGUAACAUAAUUUGGACGCACCUUUACGUAUACGACGCACAAAUAGCGACCUUAAAGGAAUUAGUGACGUACACUACGAUUUUAUGUAACGUUAGUGAUGACGUACACUACAAUUUAUGUAACGUAGAUGACGUUUUAUGUAACGUUACUGCACGUUGGAUUAAAAUAAGAUUUUUAUAAGGAAUAUAGUACCAGGAACCACGACACCAGUAGUAAAUGUAGUGAUUAUUAUUAUGUAGUUUUUGAUUCGAAUCAGAAAUUUGACAUUUAGAACUGUCAUUGCUAUGUGUGAUGUGAUACGACUGUUCAAUUUAUAUGAUUUUAUUAUUACAAUUUGAAAUAAUACAAAUAAUGAAAAUGUGAUUUCCAGUUAUUUACUUGAUUUUUAUUUUAUUUGAAUUAUAUGUUAAUUGUGUAAUGUAAUUUUUUACUUGUAAUGGCAACAUUGCUUCUGUCAAUUUACUGAUUUGAAUCGUAAGCUAGAGUUUAGUUAAUUAUUAUUAAGUGAUGAAAUUUUCUCUUUUAUGAGAUUAUCAAAUGGCUGUUGAUGACUUUUAUUAUUGUGAUUUAUUUUCUUCGUAAAUGUUUUAUUGUACUUGUGAUUAUAACAUAUCGGAGAUCGUAUGGAUAUAGUUUUUUAUUUUAUUUAUUUUCUACUUUUGCUAAAGCGUGUAUAGUGUAAAUACGUUAGUGUAAAGAGAGGUUUUACAGGGCGAGAUACAAUAAAGGGUUUGUAUUAA